UCAUUUAUGUACAAAAAAAAUCGAAUCACUACUGAUAACAACUACUGCUCUAAAGAUAACAAAGUCAUACCUACCACGACCGUUACACUUUCAUUUCUUUUCGAUCCCAGAUCCAAGCAAGCAACAAAUCAAAUAUCAAAUGACUGUCGGCCUUGUCUACUAGUAGUUAACAACUGUACUCGUGCUUUUAAUUUUAUGCGCUUUUCUAGGUAUAAGCUCCGAACAAUGUGCUGUCGCGGUAUACCAUGCGGAGACUACAAUGCAAAUGUUUAGUAAUAAUCACGUUCCACUGGUAACCAGACCGAAGUUUAUUUGGGCUGGAAACAGGCCUGCUAGAUUUUGAAAUUCCAAUUCGAAACGGCCUUCUUGAUGUUGGUGUUGUAAAUGAAAUGAUUUCAUUGAGAAUUUUAAGUGGAGAGGGUGGCAAAUUGACCUUAGUGGAUUUUGGCGUGAAUGUUUGUAAAAGUGACCGCGAUUGUGGUGCGAGGGUUGUUUUUGGGUUCUAGUUUUCAGUGUCAUCGUGUCGUGUAGUUAAUUUAAUAGUGAACAAAAAUUUUAUUUAAAACGUACUCUGUUUAAUAUUGGGAUUUAUUUGGAAUAAAACAAUUACAACAAGAAAAAUUUAAGGAACCUGUAUUAACAUCUAGCUACAUAAUAAUUUUUAAUUUUGAGGAGACAGUGAUGGCCAAUAUAGGGAUGUUAAGAGAUGGGAAAAGGAGCUAGUAAACUAAAGAAAAAAUCGAGUAUACAGAGUUUAUCGUGGAGCAAAUUCGGCUCCCUCCCUCUCCGCUCGAGUAAGCACCGAUUAAAGAAGGAAAAUCAACUACAACCACCAAAAAAACACAAAGAUGUAUCAGUUUGGCUCAUCGAGCUCGACUUGGAGGAGUACCGGCCCCUUUUCCAGAAGUUUCAAGGUGUGGAAGAUCUGCUGGAGCUGUCUGAGCAGGAUAUCAAGGAGUUGGGAGUGAAGAAAUCGUCGGAUAGGGCUAGGAUUAUUAGUAGUCUUACUUGUUUGAGGUCUAAAUAUCAUGAAAAUGUGGUUAGGAAAACACCAAUUCGACACAGUGUGGCAGUGGAUAGUGGGAGCAAAAUCAACAGAGAAGAUACUUUAACCGAUCUAAGGGUUGUGAGCGAGGCUGUUCAAAGUAAAAGUUUAAACAACCUCAUAAUGGAACCAAUGGCUGAUCCGAGCAUGAACGCGGCCGAUCUCCGCAAAGCCCUAGAAUGGGAGUUGUCUCUCGACAGCAGGGAUCUUCGUAGUCAUGCGUGGUAUCAUGGCGCCAUACCACGUGUUCGAGCUGAAGAAAUUGUUCGAGAAGAGGGCGAAUUUCUGAUCAGAGACUGUACAUCUCAGCCUGGAAACUACGUCUUGAGUUGUAGGACGAAAACGCACCCACUUCAUUUUGUAAUCAACAAAAUUAUACUUCAACCUGAUACUGUUUACGAAAGGGUACAAUAUCAGUUUGAAGAUGAUGCUUUUGAUACGGUUCCAGAUUUAAUCACCUUCUACGUAGGCUCUGGAAAGCCAAUUACAGCCGCUUCUGGAGCUAGAAUACAAGUUCCUAGGAAUCGAAUGUAUCCUCUUUCGUUUUAUGCUUCCAAAUAUCCCACCCCGUUACUCCAAAGUAGGUUAACAUCACCAGCAACCACUCCAGUUGGACAUCAGUACAGACAUAGUCCUCUUCAACCUUAUAGACCCAGCAAUUCUCCUACCAGACCUUCUAGGGAAGGCGCUCCACGGUUGCCAUCAAAAAAACAGAGGUCACAGUCUUUAACUCCAUCUGAGGUAAACAGAAUAUCCCAAGAAAAAUGCAAUAGUGCAGACGGAGUAAUUCAAUCACCUUUAAUGACUAGGUCUGCUGGUGCCGAUGCAGUCAACUCUUCACUUCGAUUUUCUUCACAUUCUUUACCCCGAAAUACACACAACAAACUCUCAAUUUCUUGUAGUGCAAACACAUUAGGCCGUGAUCCAAGAAACAGAUUGAAUAGUGAUAUAACCCUAUCUCCUUGUUCAGAGCACCGAUUUAUAACUAAUGACUCCGGACUAUCAGAGUCGCCACCUCCUAAGCCAUCGCGAUUGCCCAGUCUUAUCCGAACAGAGUCAAAAGAAUCGGACGUUAUCGAAGGACGAUAUAGCGUUGACGGUAUAGCGCACGGUGGUUUACAGCGAGUGACGUCCUAUCAUGCCUCCGGAUCUGACUCAGGAAACGGGUCGGGUGACUCUGCGCUGAGUUCGGUAACGGAUGCUUCCGAAGUUCCUAAAACCAGUGGUGUAGUUAUAAAAAAUCCGCGUUAUAAUAUGAGUACGUCAGAGUCCUCUACUACGCUUAAGAACUUUGAAAUAGACUGGGUGACGGCGGAGGAAAAAUUAUCACAAAUAGAACUUUUAGAGUGCGAUUUGAACUCUAGUUUUGACUUAGAAAACUUCCAAACUCUAUUACUUCCCGUACAUGAAAACAAACCAUUAGAUGCGCAGGCGCUUAGGCGAAUUAAAAUGACGUUAUUCGAAUCGGGCCCGAGAGUUUUGGCCAACCAUUUGACAAGGACUGAUUUAGAUUUAAUUUUUGGUACGAAAGAUAAUGGUAUUGUUAAGUCUAAAUUGACUUUAGGAUUAAAUAUGUGUGCGUUGCCACAUGGAAGGCAGUUUAGGUUGGACCUUAUUGAAAGGGCAGAAUGUUUGAAAUUACUAGUAGCUGUGACGAUUUUAACAUGUGGAGAUGAAUCCGAAAGAACUGACAUCUUAAAUAAAUGGAUAGAAAUAGCGAUAGAUACAAAAACAGCUCUUGGUAAUCUGUUUGGAUUUUGUGCAAUUAUGUUAGGAUUGUGUUUGCCACAGAUUGAAAAACUUCACACGACAUGGCAUAUGCUGAGGCAAAAAUAUACCGAUUCUGCCUUUAACUUUGAAGCCAAACUCCGCCCAACUUUAAAAAAUAUGAAUAGUUGCUCAAAUCCUCAAGCGCCAAACACUACCAUCCCACAUUUGUUACCUUUAAUAUUGCUACUGGAGCGCAAUUUAGAUGAUUUUUUAAAUCCUAACGAUCAAGAUCAGCUAUCCCAAAUGACGCUUGGAUUUUGGGAGUGGAAUACGCAAGAUUUUGGUAUUACUACUCUACUUAAUCAUAUGGAAUCUGCACGGAAAUACUUAGAAUUAAGCCCAACAUAUCAGAGAAAUGCAGAAAUCGUACUUGGUGAAGCGAGAACAGACGAGUUAACCAUCGACAUGUUUCGAACGGAAUUCCAUUUAAAAUUCUUGUGGGGAAGCAGGGGAGCCUUCGCAAACGCGUCCGAAAGGCAUUCAAAGUUCGAGCAGGUUCUGACAGUUAUGGCGGAAAAAUACUGCAAUUUAAAAAGUGAUAGUGAAGUGUAAUCAUUGUGAUCUUAAAUUUUUAGUUAUAUUUUUAAUAAAGGCGUUGAAAUUUUCUAAGCAAUCAAAAUGAGUCUCAUCAACGUAGAAGAAGUUACUAAUCAAAACAGAUUAUACAUAUAAGAGAAAUAUCGCUUAACUAUGUAUUUAAGGUUCUUCCAAAUUUUAAUCAGAGAUGGUUUAUUACAUGAAGAGUGUAUUAAUAGUAGGAACUUAUGAAUUUGUUAUUAUUAUAGAAGGACGGAGACAUUUACGACCGAGCAGAAACUGAAGUUCAUAUCUUCGUCCGAUUAUAACAAUAAUAACAACCUAGAGAGUCAGAUACAACUGUUUAUCUACGACUAUUUAAAUAAUUUCUUGAAAGUUUUAUAAAGCAUUCCAUAGUUAUUUCUCGAUUUUUCGGAAAUCAAUCCCAAUAAUAAAGAAUUGGCAGCUUCAGUGAUUUUAGGUGGUGUGUCAAUAAUAUAAUUUUGAUCAUUUUGACUAUUUCUUUUAAAUAUGCAAAAAACAAGUUGAGUUUCGAAAACAAAAUACAUUAGUAUGAACGGUGUACAAUUAUGUGGUUAACAUAAUGCAAUUAUGUAACUAUGGCAAUGAGUAAUUGUAUAUUAUAAUUAAAUAAAAUACAUAAGAAUAAUAGAUUUUAUUUAAUAGUCGUAGAUAGAUAUUAAGAUACAGGAUAUUGUAAAAGAAUAUUACCAAUAUAUUUUGCGUUAGUAUAAGGAGUGAUUUUUUGCCAUAUUCAAAAUUUAAAAUCGUUUUCUAAUUGUUAGUAAAGUGAUAUUCACAGAUUAUAUUAUGUAAUAUAGAAUUAAAAUAAAUACGCUUAAAAAUUUUGGAAAAUUCUUUAAGAACGUACAGUAAGAAUUAAAAUAUUUUAAAAAUCGAAAAAAAAAUGUUGAUUAUUACCAAAAUUUUUAGACGGUAUUGGAAAGUUGAGGAAUUUGAACAAGUGGAAUUUCAACAAAUGCUAAAUAAUUAUUUUAUUGUUAGAAAAAAUUAGUCCUAGCUUGUUUUGUCUUUUAGUUGACUUCUAUUUUAGUAGCUAGGGUUUGUAUGUUUUAGGCAAAUCUAAGUGAUGCCUUAGAUUUAUUUAUUUACAAAAAUAAAACGUUUUCAACUGAAAACUAUCAUUCGCCAAAAUAUUUUUCAUUUAAAGAGAGACUGUCCAUUUAUGACAUCCGAUGAUACGAUAAUACAAAAUUGUUUAUAUUGGCUGAUUAUUUAAAAAAAUAUGUUGGAAUAUUAUUAUUUGCUAAUAUCACCAGGGCCGCCGAGGCCGUGGUGGACCCCGGGGCAUUUCUAUAAAAAAUCAAGUAUUCAAGUCCUUUCUAUGUUAUUUCAAAAAAAAAGAUCCUCAAGCAAAAUUGAUUAAACGUCCUCAGCUAAAGCUGCCAGGCCCCCCCUGUGCCCAGGCCCCGGGGAAUUUGUCCCCCUACUCCCCCCUCUCGCAGUGCCUGAAUAUCACAAUAUACAAUUUUAAUUAAAUAUAAAACAUGUAUGUAUACGAGGUAUGGCAAUUAAAUAACGAGAAUUUUAAAUUUUAAAACAUUUAUUUAAUAUUUACAAUGAUUUAUGCACCCAUGCCUUCAGAGUACUCUCUUCCGAGUCUAACACACUUGGUCCAGCGUUCUUCCCAUUUCUGGAAACACCCCUGGAAGUUUCUAGAAGUUAGGUUCUUCAACACCGACGUUACGACAUGUUUAAUGUCCUCCAAAUCCUUAUAGUGAUGUCCUUUCAUUGGUUCCUUCAACUUUGGAAAUAGCCAGAAGUCCAGAGGAUCCAGAUCAGGGCUGUACGGGAAGUGGGAGAGCUUGUUCCUACUGGUCAAAAACUGUUGAACUUUUAAUGAUGUGUGAGCAAGCGCAUUGUCAUGGUGAAGGACCCAACUCAACAUAAAUAAUACAAAUACAAUUAAAACUAACUAACCCUGCUACUAUUUCUGGAGAAAUAUUCAUUAAUUAAAUAAUCUGUGACCUGGAUUUUAAAUAUAGUUAGUUACAGAAUUUACAGUUUUAGUUUUCUCUGGAAGAGCGUUGUAGAAGUCUAGACCUUUAAAAAAUAGUGAAUUUUGUGUUGCACUAUUAACAACAGUUUCAAUAUAAAAGUUAUUUAUGUGCCGCGUUGGAUAAGUGUGCACAUCAGAGUGAUAAUUAAGCUUCUCUUUUAGGUACAUUAGAAGUAACCCAUUUUUGAUAUUAUAAAUAAAAAUGUAUUCCUUGAUAAAACACUUUUAAUUGGCAUCCAAUUCAAAAUUUCAAACAUUAUAUUAAUGGGAGUAUAUUUUGAGCAAGAUAAUAUUGUUCACAUUGCCCUAUUCUGCACCUUCUGCAGUAGAUUCAAUUUAUUUUGAUUUAGAUAAGAGUAUUGUAGAACAAUAAUAUUGAGUUAGGUAGAAUGAUAGUGUUAUAUAUAAUACAUUUAGUCCACUCUGAUAAGCCAAAUGAACUUCUAAAGCGUGGUCCAUCUAGUGGCUUUUUUAAUCAUAUGGUAUUUUGACACUGAAAGUUUUUUCCCGCUCUAAAUCUUGACAAAACGUUAAUAUAAUAUAUCGGCGGACCUUUCCAAUUGACUCAGCAUUUGAAGGUAUACGACCAUCCGAUGCGUAUCGCUUCUCAGUUUAGGCCUUAGAGCAGCUCGAAAUGGAUAACGAUUUUGCUUGAAAAAUCAUCUUUUCUGACGAAGCGUAUUUUCAUCUCGGCGGCUUUGUUAGCAAGCAAAACUGCAGCAUCUGAGAAUCGGAAAACCCGCAGAGAGUAACAGUUUGGUGCAGAUUCUGGAGCGGUGGCAUCAUUUGCCCAUUUUUUGUUUGAAAAUUCUGCUGGAGACGCCAUUUCGGACAACGAUGAGCGCUACAAAGGCAUGAUAAACGAUUUUUGUGGCCGGAAAUUGAAGACAUGGACUUGGACGAUCUUUGGUUUUAGCAGGCUGGCGCGCCAUGCCACACAGCCCAUGCCACAAUCGAUCUUUUGCGCAUCAAGUUCGGUAAUCGUGUUAUCAGCCGUCUCGGCGAUGUCAAUUGGCCACCCCGCAGCUUCGAUUUGACUCCUUUAGACUUUUUUGUGCGGUGCUGGGAAGGACCAAGGUUAUGCGAACAAUCCAUUAACAAUUCAAGCCCUUAAGGCGAAUAUCGAGCAAGCUAUUCAUAAGAUAUAGAGCCAGAAACCGUCAUCAAUGUCUUGGAAAUUGGAUUAACAGGAUGCACUACUGCGAAGCCAGCCGAGGCAGUCACAUGAAUGAAAUCGUAUUCCAUAAAUAUUUGCUCUUUCGAAUAAACCAAUAAUAUACCGAACAAAAUUGAUUUUUGUUAAUUUUUUUGAACAUUUAAAAAGAUAGACCACCCUAUGUAUAGAAAAUUUAACUUUAAUGCAAUACUUUUGAUGACAGAGUUGGCAUGAUCUGUAAAUUUCAUGUGUCUGUCAAUCAUUACCCCUAAGUAUUUGAAUUUUUCUACUAAGUGUGUAGAAUUUCCUUCAAUUGUGAUGUUAUAUUGUUCUUCAACAAAUUGUUCAUAGCCUUAAUUAUUACUUAUUAGCAUACAUUUUGUUUUAUUUGUGUUUAACAAAUUAUUGCAACAUCAUUUAUAAACAUUUUUCAGAGUUUCAUUAACAACUCUUACUAAGUUAUCUGGAUCCUCACAAGAAAAAUAUAUAAGGGCAUCAUCAGCAAACACGUUAAUGUCACAUUGACCCUUGACAUCAACAAUGUCAUUGAUAUGAACUAAAAAUAACAGGGGACCUAAUAUGCUUCCCUGUGGAAGUCCUUUGGUAUAGUUAAUUUCUUCUGAUAUGAUGUUAUUUAUUUUUAACCUUUGUUUUCUGUUACUUAGAUAAUCCACACACCACUCCAAUGCUGGCUCUACUAUACCCAUAUGUUUUAAUUUUAUUAUCAAACGGUUCUGAUCAUCAGCUUCAAAUGCCCGUUGGAGAUCUAUAAAAACUGCCAGUGAUUUUUUAUGCUUGUUUCUGAAGCCAGAUUGUAUUUUUGUAAAAGUUUUAUGUUCUAAAAAAUUAACAAUUUGUUCAUAAACAACCUUCUCAAGGAUUUUUUAAAGCAUUGGUAAUUUUAAGGACGAGUAUAUCAAAUGGUUCUGAGAGGUUUUAAAAACAGUUUUAUGAAAUUUUAAUGUCUUAAAGACUCAACCGUGCAUCGUUGAAACUUCCCAAUAAAAUGUCCAUUGUGUCUGUCUAAAAUUUGAUAUUGUAUGAUCAAUCAAUCGUAUUAGCAAUCGAUUGGACACUGUCUAUGUAAAAUUUAUUAAUAUUUUUGAUAAUCACAUUAUAUUCUAGUUCAAGUUCGAUUAAAUCAUUUGACUUUGGCAGAUUGAUUCUGUGUGAUUUAUAAUAUUUGUUACAAAAUUAUCAUAUUUUACAUUAAUGUCAUAAAUACGAUAGUUGUUAUUUAUUAAAUCAAAAUUUAAGUCCUUACCUCUGCUUUCAAUUUCUAAAGCAGAUAGGUCAUUACUAUUCAAUGGCACAUUCGUUAAAAGUAUAAUUUUUUUGGUGUUUUGAUAACCUCAACUGAGACUGAAUCGUUAUAAUGAAUAACUAAUCUCUUAUAGUGUACCUUCACCAUUUCUUUUUGGUUUUGUAUAUUCCGCUACAAUAUUUUUUACUCCAGUUUUUAGUUAACAAGUCAAUAUUAAAAUCUCCAGAAACAAUAAGUAUUUGAGAAUUAUCACAUACAUUUUUUUUAUACAACUGUGACCUAUAAAAUGAUACAAUUUAAAAAUGUUUGUCCCCAUUUUCACAGAGACAAUCCAACAAAUUUUUGGAAUCAUCGGAUAAAAUUCAACUUCUCCAAGGUCGAACAAAUGGUUAAAAUUUUGUUAAAAGAAUCUCAACCAUAUAUUUUUAAUCAGCCAAUAGGAACAUUUUCGGAUCAACGUAUCGUCGGAUAUCGUACUUAUGAACAGUAAGUAUUAGGCAUUCCAACGACCUCGUAAAUCUAAGGGGGUUGCGAUAUAGCCUGCUUCCAUCUUGGAUGCUAUUUUUAUUUGAAAUAGUAGUCACCAAGUCUGUCAAUUUAUAGAAAAUGUACAAGCGGUUUUUUUUAAAUAAUAAUUUCUUUAGGCGUUUUCGGAACCUUACUCGAAUCAGAAAGAUUACAAAUCCUAGUGUUACCAGCCCUAUCCGUUUUCGGAAACUAGUAGAUUACUGAUCCAGUUUUGUCAUCGAGAGCAGUAUUUUGUGAUCCUUUAUGCGAGUAGAUCAGUAAUAGAUUUUUGCAUGCGCACCGUAAGAUUUUAUAGAGAAAUAACGGAAUAACUUUUUGAUAUCUGGCAUCCGACAGUAGUAGUUUUCUUUUAACAUUUACGUUAAUUUAGUUACUUUAAACUUGUAAUGUUUAUGCAAGAGGAUAAUAACUUCAUCACUAGAAUACCUACUAUUCUAAAAUCGUACUUGCUGGAGGGAAUAGGUUAUUUAAAAUAAAAUGGGUCUUAAACAAAUAAGGAUUUUAAAUAUUAAAUGUCACGCGGGUAAAGUCAAAAAUUGAUAAAAGUUGAUUAACAAGAACAAUAAUCAAACUCGUUCGUAAACUGUCGGCACUAAAGUUUAGUGAUCUAGGUGAUCCGUCGGGUAAGCCCAGUAAUCCGGAUUUGUGAUCCAUAGUAGGUUUCCGAAAACGCCUGUUGUAUUCGACAUAAAAUAUUUAAAUUUAAUUCAUUAAUUAUGAUUUCACGUAUUGCAGAUAGACUACAUCGUAUGUCGCAAUCCUUUAGAAAUACCAAACCGUACCCAGCAAACAUUUUGUGCAGGGUAGUAAAAGGCCCAAUAACUGUUACCCUCCAAUUGUAAUGAUGGCCAUUUAACUUUUAUAAUAAAAAGGCCGGCAUAUAUAGGUUACUACGGCCGACAGUCGGGCCGAAGUCACUUAGCCAAUAAAUCCAAUUAAUAAGCCUCCAUAAAUAUAUUGGCAUUUAAUGGUAUAUUGAUGGGAAGUUAACAGGAAAUUGCUGGCUUUUACCAUAUUAAUACUGACUGCUGAAUAAAGGUCAUGUGUCAAGCACAUGACCAGACAGGAUAUUCGAUAGUGCCUCUUUGACCAGUAGUACCGUUUGAACUAUAAAUUCUAUACAAAAACGUAAGGCAUUUCAAUAUAGAAUAUUGUAGAUAUUUUAUUUAAUUCAGCUAUAUAAUACAGGGUGUCCGAAAAGGUUUUUACUAUUUACUCAUACAGUUUUAAAUUUAGUAAACAUUUUUUAUUUAUCAAAUUAACUAUAAAAUGUGGAAAUUUAUUUGUGAAAAAUUAUGCCGUCGAGAUGCUGUCCUCCUACGCGCACCGUUUCCUCCAAACAUUCUCUGAAAUGGGCAAACACGCGGACACAGAGUUCUUGUGGAAUUGCUCGAAUUUCAUUGCGAAUUCUUGGCUUCAACUGAUUCAGAUUUGCAGGAAUUUCAGUGUACACCUUUGCUUUGAGGAACCCCCACAAAAAAAAUCCAUGCGAGUUAAGUCGGGACUUCUGGGAGGAUAAUUGAUGUCAACAUUUUUCCAUAUGAACUUUUCUGGAAACAUCCUUCGAACGACCUGCAUAGAAAUAUUCGCCCCAUUUUGCUGAAACCAAGUGUUUUGGUUAAAGCCAGCAAAAUUUUGCAAUUCUGGCUCAAGAAAAUUUUCCCUAUAACAGUUAGAGUUAACAGUGACAGUGCGAUGAUUUCCGUCUUAAAAAAAAGGGACCAAUGAUUCCAUGUGCAGACAUUGCUGCCCACACUGUCACUUUGGGACUAUGUAGAGGUUGCUAAUGUUUUUCCCUUGGGUUGUUAUCACCCCAAUUAUCGACAAUUUACGGCUCUGUUCAAGUGAAAAUGAGCCUUGUCACUAAUGACACAGAAUGUUAUCGAAAUUGUCGAAGUUAUAUAACAUGUGCUGAGCAAAUGCGACACGAAUUGGAUAAUCUUCCACUUUUAAGGGGGUCCUCUAGUUUCUCGGUUGUUUUUUUUAAGGCUUUUUUCAAUAUUUUUUUACGGGCAAACCAUCGAAAUAACAAAUCUCAUUGUUUUUACAUAAUCUUUAUUAACAUUUAAAUGAGCUUAACAAAUUUUUUGAAGACAAAAUAUAUAAUAGAAUCAAAGUUAUAGUGGCCGACAGGAAGUGAAGGAGGUGCUUGACGGUGACCACGAUAUUUCAGAAACUACUGCACCGAUAUUGUUCACAUUUAUAAGACAUCUUUAAUAUGUUAUAAGCCAGCGAUUGAACUAGGAUUUUCAUGUUUGCUUUGAUAGUUUGUUUUUUCUACGAGCGAGAAACUUAAAAAAAAUGAGUAAAAAAUAUAAUUUAAUUUUCAAAAGUGUAUAAAAUAGCCGCAAUCUUGGUCACCGUCAUCUUUUUCACUUGAUAUCUUCCUGUCGGCCACUAUAACUUUGAUUCUAUUAUAUAUUUUGUCUUCAAAAAAUUUGUAAAGCUCAUUUAAAUAUUAAUAAAGAUUAUGUAAAAACAAUGAGAUUUGUUAUUUCGAUGGUUUGCCCUUAAAAAAAUAACCGAGAAACUAGAGGACCCACUUAAUGCUUGAACAAUUUGAAUUUUGUAGAAAUGAAACUUUUUGAUAAAGUUAGAGCGGUCGCCCAUAUGGUUGUUACGGACUGUCGUGGCUUUUACUUCGAACUUUGCAACCUAGUAUCUGAUUAAAGGACGCGUCGGAGCUUGAUUAAUGUCGUGUAAAUUAAAAUGCGACGCACUUGGAAGUAAUGCUGGUUGUUUUCGUAAAAUGCUUUUACACAAAAAGCGCGCUGCGGCCCCGUGUAUCGCUCUAUGCUUUUACCCAAUACAGUUACUUACCCUUGCAUAAGGCCAUUAUCAAGCAACAUAAUGCUGGGCCACUAUCAAAAGGCCAAAAGUAGGCUUUUAUCUUUUAAUCGUCGCAUUCAUUUUCCCUUCAAUUACAGCAAAAGGCCAGCAAUAUCCCGGCAAUUUAUUGUUUUUUGGGUAGCACCGCGUUUCAUUUGUUUGGAAUGCCUAAUUCCUUAAUGUGUGCAAUAUCUCGCAAAACAAAUUUAAACAAAUAGGCCAUACUGUACUAUAUUUCUCAUUCAUAAAACGUGCAUUUUUAAUUGUGUCCCAUUCUAUUAUCGCUCUACAUAUUUCUAAUUUUUUGUCUAUAGUCAAAUAAGUAAGUAAAUUUUAAUUGGAAAUUCCAUGGCUGCAAAAAAAUAUUUAGUUUCCAAACUCUACAUUCUAUUUUUAAAUUUUACUCUUUCGCCUAAUGCAAACAACCAAUGUUGAAAUAUCCACAACACUUUUAAAGCUAGAAUUGAUGGGACUGUAAUAAUAUUGCUCAAUAUCUCAAAAAGUAGGAGCUAAAAAUUAUAUAGGAGGAUUAUUAAAUAUGAGUAUAUUCAAUUUAUAAACAAUUUACCAUGGAAAUAUUUAAAAAUUCUUCUAUUUUACGAAACGAUUCAAAUAAUUUAUUUAAGGGUGUUUAAAUAUGAUAAAUAAUUUAUUUGAAUUUUAAAUUAUCUAUUUAUUUCUAGGUACAUAUCAGAAAAAAUAAUUUUGAAAAUUUACGAAAAACAACCAAUGUACACCUCUAUAAAACCAACUUGGUUUUUAAAUACGAAAAAUAAACAGUGUAAAAAAUUUAGCUUUAAUAAAAAUAAAUUAAGUAGUCUCUUAGACUUUUUAUAAAAAGGUGCUCAUUUUAUUAAUUAUAUUAUAAGGAACAUUUGGUCUAAUUCAAAUUAAAUUAUAAAGGAAAUUUUAAUUAUUAUAAAAACGUCUUAUAAUUGACAAUACAAGAAAGACUGGUACCGUGUGUCAUAUAUUACGAAUUUUUGUACUUUCAUUUACAGUUUAAUCUCGAUGUUUCAGUUUUCCACCACACGUUUCUUGAAAAAUUGACAUAUUGUAGACUUAUUGAAACACACUGUACAUGGUUAUUCGCGAUAAUUCUAAUGAAAUAAUAUACAGGGUGUCCGGAAAUUGCAUGUACAUGAAACUACCACUAAUUUAUGUGCUCAAAUUAAGUUGAUUUAACCAAACUUACGUAUAUACCAACUUGCUUCGUUUGGCUGCUAGAGGUCAACAAUAUUAAAUAAAUAUAUGUUUUUUCUUUAGUCUCCAGAAUUCGGCGAUUUUAAAAGAUCAAACUUGAUACGAGUACUAGGAGUUUUAUGGCUAAUUAAAAGCAGUGGGAACAAUUUUCAUUAGGGGGGAGGGCAAAGUGCAUUUUCCCUAAUUUUUUAUCUGUAACUUUUUGACAUUUCUGGCAUUAAAAUAAAAAACUGUAGUUUUUACUCAAAAAAGUUACUCUUGUUCGAUGUCGCCAUCAGGUACCCUUUUCGAAAAAUAAAAUGUGAUGCUUAAUAUCGUUACUUUAGUACUAUGAAAGAUGGUAUUGGUGAAAUAAUAAUUUGUGUUUCUACACCCACAUGGAUAUUAGCUUAUCUACGCACAGGUUACAAAACGAAAAAGUAUGGCGUUGCGUUUAACUGAACGAAUAUAUUUCAUAUCCAUUCUAGGUAGUAAGAACACUGCAAAAAAAUGAAAUCCACCAAUCACCGUUCAUAUUUUGAUCAAUUCUGUCAAACUAAUUGUCAAUAUAUAUUUUUUAGUUAUUGAGAUUAAAGGCAUUUCUUUAUAAGCUUACCAUAACUUACUAGAACAUACUUAUGUAACCAAAGCAAUUCUUUAAACGGUUUGGUUACUUCCAUGACGUCAUACGUUACCAAAAUACGUAACUACUACUAACCAUGAUGUUUUUAGUGGUAAGGUGUGUGGUAAGGUCAGUAAGGUCCACAUUUGAACAUAUCGAGCAUGCGCAAAGUAUUGUAAAGAGAUUAAAUUAGAUACAUUUUUCUGUGGUUACGGGUUAUAUGGUUCAUUUUGUAUAUUUGGGUUGGGCAUUUUUGUAUUUACCAAAGAAAACUAUUUACUAUGAAAGAAAUUACAUUUGAAAUACAGGGCACUGAAAUAACGCUUCACGAGAGCGAUGUUGAUGACCACUGGAUACUGUUAUUUAUAUUGAAAUAUAAAGAUGAAAAUAUGAGACUACUGGCACAAGUAAUUAUCAUUAUUAUUUCAUCACAAAUAACACUUAUUAAUUUUUUUUCUUCCUUUUGUUGGAGGAGACAUAUUUAAAUAAAUAAGAAAAGAACGAAAAUCAAAUGACGUCUGUGACAAAAACACUUUUAUUUAUCUGAACAAAAACAAAGUAAACAAAUCCCCAAUUUGACAUGUGACAACGACAAGUGCUACGAGUUACCACGGUAAGUCUGACGUCAUCAGAGUAACCACAACGCUGUUACGAAGUAUGUCGUGGUAAGCUUAUAAAGAAAUGCCUUAAACAUACAUUAAAAUGGGUUAUUCUUGUGUAGAAUCGAUAAAUAAUAGCAUUUCUAUUUUUAUUUCGUCUAUAAUUAUAAAUAAUUCGUUAAUUUAAAUAAAACUAUAUGCAGGGUUCGAAAAUAUCAUAUUAAUAUAAAUAUCAUAUCACAUGAUAUAUAUCGGAUAUAUAUCCGAUAUAUACAUCAAUUUUAAAAUUUAAUUAUUUAAUUAAAAAACAGUAUUGUUUCUUGCACAAACUAUAUUUUGUCCACGACCACUUAAUAAUAAAUCAAUAUUCUACCUCCUAACUAAAAGCAUAUAGUACCCAUAUAUCACGGAGUGAAUUAUGAUAAUUCACGCUUUUGUAAUUCUGGAACAUUCCGGUAGAUAACUAAAGAUAGGCGAUACUUUUCAUAACGAUAUUUUCUAGAUCGAAAAAUCAAAAAAUCGAUAAAUCAAAAAAUCGAAAACUCGAAAAUCGAAAAAUGAAAAAAUUGAAAAGUAAAAAAAAUUGAAAAGUAGAAAAAACAACAGUUAGUUACCAAUGUUUAAUAAAGACUUUCCAUUCUACACUUAACUUUUAUUUAAUAAAGAAAACAUAAUGGUCGUGGACAAAGUAUAGUAUUAGACUCGUUUAAUAAUAUACUAUUAAAUUUUAACAAAAACCUAUAUUCUAAACAACAAAACCGCUUAUUCUAAUAAUAACCUCAGAUAUAGCUGGUUCCCAUGCCCAGUCAAGGUUGGUUUUCUUUUUGUCUCUAUUUUGAUUCAUACACUUAAACAUAAAAACCAGUCUACUGGCUUUUUGGUUUCCUAAGCGAAUCCGUAAAUCUGAGUGAACCAAACCGAAAGAAGAAAAGGUCCUUUCAAUCUCUGCUGUAGAUGCCACUGCAGUGUGUAACUGUUCACACAAUUCAAAAAAAGCGUUUUUGUCUGGCUAGUCCAAUACAGGACCCGAUUUUCACCACUGGCGGAGUAAACCUAAAAUGAUCCCCAAAAAAGUACCUACUUACUUUUGAUAUAAGAGAGAUUACAAAUGGAACAAAAGAAAUUUUUGGGUAUCUGUUAUAUGCCGUCCCAAAAAUUGGCGAUCAAUAAUGUUUGCUAGAUAAUGAAUUUUCCCAAAUGCCAUAUUUUUUCUUUUAAACUUUUUUUUAUUAAAAGUGGCUGUCCUGAGAAAUCCAAUUCUAAUUUAUGCCACACCUUUACACACACAGAUUUAGUUGUAUAGUAUCUUUGAACUCUACCAAGAGCCAUGGGGCUAUUGGAUCUAGACGAGCAAUUAGGUCAGUGGUAUUUAAUGCUUCCUGGGCAUCAUUGACUAUCUCUAUAAUGUCACUUUCGAUAACAUCUUUAUGGUCCUGGCAUAACUGAACUAAAACUCCCCUAUUUACUAAAAAUGACUUAAGGGCGUAUUGAGACAUUUUCGGAUGUUUAGAAUGGUGGAAAACAUUUUUAAUUUAAUAAAUAAAAUUAUCGAAUAUAUCGGAUAUAUAUCACUUGAUAUAUAUCCUCCGAACCCUGAAUAUGAAGUCAAUUUAAUUACGAGUAUUAAAACAACAAAAAUAAAAGAGUAGGUGGUCCUGUGGUUAGCGUUCUUGUCUUCUACGCGGAAUACUGAAGUUCGAUACUCGGAUAGGGAAAAAUGGAAUGAACUUUUUGUUUUUUUUUUUUCGUUUAUUUUAUUUUAAAAAUUAUUAAAAGUCAUAAUUUAUCUUUAAAUUAGUUAUUUUAGUAAACUAAUUUUUAAUAUUUGUAGAUUUUUGUUAGUAGGUCGUAGAAAAAAUAUACUCCGCCUACGGCGUCGUGCUCAAAUUUCGUCUUCGUGCGAUAUGUCCAUCAUAUCCACUCUUGUUGCACAAACUAUUAUAUACUGCAUACGGGUAUACAGAACGCUGCCUGUAGGAAUCUUCUGUAUGCCGCAUAUAAAAAAAAAUAUUAUUAAGAUUUCGCAAAGAAAAAUAGUACCCGCUUCUUUUAAUUGGCCCUAAACCACCCAGUACUCGUACCAAAUCUGAUCUUUUAAAAUGACUGAAUUCUUGAUAUUAAAGAAAAUUUAACUUUGUUGACCUCUAAUGGAUGAUAAACGAAGUAAGUUUUGUUAAAUCCAUGAUACAAAAAAUUACAGAGGUAUGAUACUUAGCCGACGAAAUCUCGUCGAGUUCGCGCAUGACGUAUUGUGGUGUGGAAUAUGGUUAUCUGAUUGGUCAUGAGCUGAUUAUAAUUUAUUUUCGCGCGCUGUUUUCGAUCAGCUAAUACGUCAAAUUCGUAAAAGCCACGCCUUCCACCACAUUACGUCACCGUUACGUGUAGUAUCAAUCUGCGUAGUAUUAUACCUUCUUUUUAUAGUAUCAUGGGUUAAAUCAACAUAUUUUGAGCCCGCAAAUAUGUGGUAGCUCCAUGUACACACAAUUUCCGAACGCGCUGUAUAUGAUCAUUGUGUAAAUAAAAAAGCAAAGCCAAAAAUUAUAAAAGUCUUAGAUAAGGUACGGCUUCUAGAUGCAGUAAUUUAGGAAACAAAUCAUUUUUAUUAUAAAUUAGGCUGUAAUUAUAAAAAAUAUCAUUAUUGCGUAUAGUUUAGAGAGACCAAAAUAAAAUUUUGUCUUCACUUUUGUAAAUUUAAUUCUACUAUAUGCUGCAUCUAGCAUAUUCAAGAUCUAAGGUAAACCUAAGAAAAGGGUCUCUUAUUUUUGAAUAAAAUCAGUUUUAUAGUAGAUUAAUAGUGUAAAGUUAUUUUUACAAGUUCUUUUAUCCAGAGUUUUAUGUUUUUAAAACAAUCUAAUUAUAAUUACAAAUGUAAUAAAUGCAGUUAUUUAAUACUAUUAAAAAUAACAGUGUUUCGUUUUAAUUCCUUUUAAUACAGUGUACCUCAAAAUUUGCUAUAUGCAUUUUGUCAAGUUGAAAUUAAUUAUAGUCCUAGAAAACAACAUUACAAUAAUUAAUUUACUUAAAAAUAGUUUUUUUUAAACAUAUGAUUAACUGAUAUAUUGGCCUAAAAAUAUUGUUAAUAAGCUUUUUAUACAGUUUUCAUACUUCCAUAAGUUUUUUUAUUAAUUUAUUAAAAAUACUUGAGGUUAGAUAAAAUAAUUUAUUAAAAAUAGUCCAAACUUGUUCCUAUUUUGUAUCAAAGUACUUUGCUGUGAAUUUUGAGUACCACUGAGCUUACAGGAUGGACCAACAAAAUGACUAGUAACCAAAAAUAUCUACUAUCUUUAUUGGUUUUUAGUAAAUAUUUUUGGUAAAUUAAUGUUGAUCUGCCCUUUAUGUAUUUAAUUCAAUAACAAAUCAUAGUGAUUACAAAGAAAGUUUUUUUUUAUUUUUGUCCCCAUUUGUUAUAUCUUUGUUUGGUGAUAUUUGCCCGCUUUUAAAUUAUUUUGUAAUCUCUAUGAUAAGUAUUGAAUUUGACCUGUAUGGUAUAAAUAUUUAACAUAAUUGUGUGUUAAGAUAAAAAUGUAGAUCUAAUAAAUUAUUAUUAAGGGGUCUAUUACAAUAUGUAGUGGAUAGAAAACCCUAUUGUGAACGAAAAUUAUGUAUAGUAGACUUCUGUGUAUUUCACAUGUUAAAAAUAUAAAAUGAUUGAAAUAAACAUAAAGAAAGCCUU
Psylliodes chrysocephalus is the source of this 17225-nucleotide messenger RNA. NCBI's taxonomy places the organism in Eukaryota, Metazoa, Arthropoda, Insecta, Coleoptera, Chrysomelidae. The record is from the annotation of a GenBank genome assembly.